UCAGAAAGUAAAACUCUGCUCUGCGAAGCUACCUCUGGGAACACUUAUGUCUCUAAUUGGAGCUGACUUUCAACAGGUUGUAGGCUUUGGGCAACAGAUUUCUUCAAGGACGAAGGUGGGCCCCACUUCCAGCACCCUUGGCUCAAGACUUUUGUAGAUGAAUCUCACAGAUCUGUGCCCUGGAAAGCCAAGCCUAACCCAGGCACCACCUCUCCCUUUACAAAGAUCAACAGAGAAAAGGCCAUAGAAUAAAACCAUAGGGAGCUAGAGCUCCUGAAGCCAUCUGCAGCUUGCCUACCCUAGGCUCAAGGGGCCAGGCUGACUGAAGGACCGCCCAGAAUGGAGACAACAGUACUAUUAGCCCUCUUCCUGCAAGGGGCCUUAACUCUCUCACUGACGGACAAUUCGGUCCCCACCUUGCGUUUUGUGGCUGUGGGAGACUGGGGAGGGGUCCCUAAUGCCCCGUUCUACACAGCCCGAGAGAUGGCAAAUGCGAAGGAAAUUGGGAGAACUGUGGAAACCCUGGGAGCCAACUUCAUCCUAUCCCUUGGAGAUAACUUUUACUUCAAUGGAGUUCAGGAUGCCGAAGAUAAAAGAUUCCAGGAAACCUUUGAGGAAGUUUUCACAGCCCCCUCCCUUCAAAACAUUCCCUGGUAUGUGCUAGCUGGAAACCAUGACCACCUGGGGAAUGUUUCAGCUCAGAUUGCUUACUCCAAAGUCUCUAAGCGCUGGAAUUUCCCCAGCCCUUAUUACCGCCUCAGAUUCAAAAUCCCCAAAACUAAUGUAAGUGUGGCCAUUUUUAUGUUGGACACCGUGACACUGUGUGGGAAUUCAGAUGACUUCCUGAGCCAACAGCCUGAGAGACCCAAGGAUUUGAAACUGGCACGAAGCCAGCUGUCCUGGCUAAAGAAACAGCUAGCCAAUGCCAAAGAGGACUACCUACUGGUAGCUGGCCACUACCCUGUGUGGUCAAUAGCAGAGCAUGGACCUACCCAUUGCCUUGUCAAGCACGUACAGCCUCUGCUGGUCAAGUACAAAGUCACAGCUUACCUAUGUGGCCACGACCACAACUUGCAGUACCUCAAGGACAAGGAUGGCGUGGGUUAUGUUUUGAGCGGGGCAGGAAACUUCAUGGACCCCUCCAAGAAACACCAACGUAAGGUCCCCGAUGGUUAUCUGCGUUUUCACUAUGGGGCCCGAGACUCCCUAGGUGGCUUCGCCUAUGUGGAGAUCACCUCCAAGGACAUGAGCGUCACUUAUAUUGAGGCCACAGGCAAAUCUCUGUAUAAGACAAGCCUGCCCCGUCGAACUGUGUCCUAAACCCUAUCACCUUCUAUUGCCCAGCACCUCUCAUAUUUGGACUGUCUUGGAGAUAGUGGGAGCUCAUUGCACCCCCCCCUUCUUACUUCUUCCCUCCCACUUCCCUAGAUAAGCUCCUCAGGGAGUCUCUGGGAAUCUAGCACUGGUAGGUUUGUCUUCCUUGGGGCUUGGAAUAUGUAAGAAGCUGACUCAUCAACCCUGCUCCCCCAAAGGCUAUGCUGGCAGGUAGGUGGGAUUUGCCUGUUAGAGAAGUAAAGAGUCCCACUUGAUUAAUCUAGAGUGUGGGCACAGGUUUAUGAAAAACUGAAGGGGCUUUUGGUCCAGGAGACCAAAACUCAACACCAGCUGAUGUGAACAUGCCAGUGUGGAUGAAGAACAAGCAUUUCUAAAGAGUAGCUUUCCACUCCUGCAAUUGUUGUCACUCCCAAUUCUGAUCUUAAGGAGAAACUGGGAUAAAGAAAAGAACUUUCUUUCCAAAGAAAGGUAUUUUCUGUUGCUGCAUUUCAAUAAAACGAUUGUUACAGAGGCUAAA
This is a messenger RNA of Trichosurus vulpecula (common brushtail), 1852 nucleotides long. RefSeq names its product acid phosphatase 5, tartrate resistant (gene ACP5). The transcript has 6 exons. The coding region runs from base 340 to 1320 and encodes 326 amino acids. Gene Ontology annotation, molecular function: acid phosphatase activity; ferrous iron binding; ferric iron binding. The record is from RefSeq and is a predicted model, not a curated record. Gene Ontology annotation, biological process: bone resorption. NCBI's taxonomy places the organism in Eukaryota, Metazoa, Chordata, Mammalia, Diprotodontia, Phalangeridae.